AUGUCUUUCCACCGCGGAGGCUCAGGCCAUAAUACCCACCAUUCACAAUACCCCCAGCCAUGGACAUUAGCACCAACCAACCCAACAGUGUCGCCCCCAUCUGCCUCGCCUUUCUCUCCUUCAUACCAUGCCCGUCCAGCACGCAACGUCAGCGAGAUUAUCCCCCGUCUAUACAUCUCUGACCUCGCCUUCGCUGAGAACCCAGCCCUGCUCACCUCUUACCGGAUAACACACAUCCUCUCGACGCUCUCCGACACCAUCUUCCGCCCCCCGCCGACGCUGCUACCCGUGCAGCCUAUCCGGAUGCAAGUGCGCAUCGAGGAUUUACCGUUCGCGGAGCUCGCGGGACACCUGCCCAGCACAACGGCGUUCAUCCGUGACGCGCUCAACUCGAGCCCCAACGCACAUGUACUCGUGCACUGCGCGGAGGGAGUCAGUCGCAGUGUCAGUGUCGUGGCUGCGUACCUAAUGGCUGCGUAUGGUUGGACACCAACAGAAGCAGUGCAUUUUAUUAAAAGCAAGAGGAGGGUUGCGAACCCCAACUUUGGAUUCAUACAGCAACUACAUGAGUACUCGCGAGACUCCCUAGGCAGGAUGAUACCCAACCCUACCCCGCCGUUUUCGACACCGCAUUAA
Psilocybe cubensis is the source of this 636-nucleotide messenger RNA. RefSeq lists its product as uncharacterized. Gene Ontology annotation, molecular function: MAP kinase tyrosine/serine/threonine phosphatase activity; protein tyrosine/threonine phosphatase activity. The coding region runs from base 1 to 636 and encodes 211 amino acids. Gene Ontology annotation, cellular component: cytoplasm. NCBI's taxonomy places the organism in Eukaryota, Fungi, Basidiomycota, Agaricomycetes, Agaricales, Agrocybaceae. The transcript has a single exon. The record is from RefSeq and is a predicted model, not a curated record. Gene Ontology annotation, biological process: protein dephosphorylation; negative regulation of MAPK cascade.